AUGUCCGAACCCUCGAAUUCCAAUCCAGACCCGGAGGAUUCCAGACAACCCACUCCCCUGCGCCGGGAACGGGCCCCGACCAUCACCAUCGACACCUCUGCCGUAACCCCGGACAGCCCUCAACCUCGGCAGGUACAACCAAGUGCUCCUCAACCAUCCUUGCGAGUGUCGACGGGCAAUGACAAUUCCGACACCAGUGCCCUUUUGAACAACGGCAGUGUUUCUCCUUCGGACGGCCCGCCGUCGUCCAUUCGCUCGUUCACCUCGUCCGAGCCGCGAGAGCACGAUAGCCGUCCAACGUCUCCCCACAACUUCUCCUCACCAGCCUCCAAGCUGACGGAAAGCAUGCAGCACUCCAACUACCUGGCUGUCCCCGGUGCCAGAUCCCGCGGCAACUCCAUUGAGUCUGAGGACACCAGUCCCUCUGCCAGCUCGUACGGUGGGGACACCUAUGUCCCCGAUCGAUCUCAGAACUCCCGCUCCGAUCUGACCAAGGAUCACCUCGAGAGCGCUGAAGACGCCCUUAAGCCUGAACCCGGCCACGAAAGCGAAUUCGAGGUGGACGAUAACAGCUUUGCCUUUUCGCCAGGCCAGCUAAACAAGCUGCUGAACCCCAAGAACCUUGGCGCUUUUCACGCCGUGGGUGGGUUGCGUGGUCUUGAAAAGGGUUUGCGCACUGACCUUGCUAGCGGACUGAGCGUGGACGAAUCAACCCUGGAAGGAACGGUAAAUUUCGAGGAGGCGACGGCCGCGGCGGCGGCUGACUCUCCAACAUCGUUGCCCAAAUCGGGUGCUCAGGUCCAAGAGCAGCAAGUUUCCAGGCCCGGGUCAUCCAAGUCAAGUGACGAGUCGUACGCGGAGCGUAAGCGUGUCUACGGGCCCAACAGACUUCCCGAGAGGAAAGCGAAAAGUAUCUUCGAACUGGCGUGGAUUGCGUACAACGACAAGGUCUUGAUUCUGCUGACUAUUGCCGCUAUCAUUUCGCUUGCACUCGGUAUUUACCAGUCUAUCACUGCUACUGACGGCGAGGCACGAGUGCAAUGGGUCGAGGGCGUGGCUAUUAUCGUCGCCAUUCUGAUUGUGGUUAUUGUUGGUGCGGCCAAUGAUUGGCAGAAGGAACGACAGUUUGUGAAGUUGAACAAGAAGAAGGAUGAUCGCCACGUCAAAGUGAGCCGGUCCGGAAAGACGGCGGAGAUCUCCAUCUUCGAUGUCCAGGUGGGUGAUGUUAUGCACCUGGAGCCAGGUGAUUUGAUUCCCGUCGACGGCAUCUUUAUCGGUGGUCAUAAUAUCAAGUGCGACGAGUCGUCUGCAACAGGUGAAUCGGACCUCCUGCACAAGACCAGUGGUAACGAUGUCUUUCGUGCAAUUGAGGACAAUGAAAGUCUCAAGAAGAUGGAUCCGUUUAUUAUCUCUGGCUCUAAAGUGUCUGAAGGUGUUGGUACUUUCCUCGUAACUGCUGUCGGUGUUCAUUCAAGCUACGGAAAGACGAUGAUGUCUCUCCAAGACGAGGGUCAGACUACGCCUUUGCAAUCGAAGCUCAAUGUGCUCGCGGAAUACAUCGCCAAACUCGGUCUGGCAUCGGGCUUGCUGUUGUUCGUCGUCCUUUUCAUCAAGUUCCUUGCUCAGCUGAACGACUAUGAAACUCCCGACAAAAAGGGUCAAGCUUUCCUGCAGAUCUUCAUCGUUGCUGUGACGGUUGUUGUUGUCGCUGUACCCGAAGGCUUGCCUCUGGCUGUCACUUUGGCACUGGCUUUUGCUACGACACGUAUGUUAAAGGACAACAACCUGGUCCGUCUGCUGCGGGCCUGCGAGACCAUGGGUAAUGCGACGACUAUUUGCUCUGAUAAGACAGGAACGCUCACAGAGAACAAAAUGUCCGCCGUUUCAGCUACUCUGGGAACAAAGUUGAAGUUUGGAGAAAAAUCUCAGAAGGAUGGAUUGAACGCCGACAAUGCAGACAACGACGAGCAGAACUCGAGCGGAUUGCCCAAUGACAUGUCGCCUUCGGAAUUUGCGUCUAGCAUUUCCGCUCCCGCCAAGGACCUUCUGCUCCAGUCUAUUGUGCUCAACUCUACUGCUUUCGAGGGCGACCACGAAGACGGAGGAACGACUUUUAUCGGAUCCAAGACGGAGACUGCUUUGCUUGGGUUUGCGCGGACGUAUCUUGGCAUGGGACCAUUGGGUGAGGCAAGGUCUAACGCGACAAUUGUCCAAAUGGUCCCGUUCGACUCGGGUCGCAAAUGCAUGGCUGUGAUAAUCAAACUCGGCAAUGGAAAGUAUCGAAUGUUGGUCAAGGGUGCGUCGGAAGUUUUGGCGUCCAAGGCAACUCGUAUCGUCCGUGAUCCGACAAAAGACAUCACCGAAGCGCCCAUGUCCGAGGAGGAUCGCUCGACCUUGGACAAUAUCAUGAUGAAAUACGCCUCUCGUUCGCUGCGGCCCAUCGGAAUGCUGUACCGUGACUACGAACAGUGGCCACCCCGCGGGGCGCCAAUGGAGGAAGACCGUAAGACCGUUGACUUUGACCAGAUCUUCAAGGACAUGACAAUGUUUGGUGUCUUUGGUAUCCAGGAUCCUCUACGUCCUGGUGUCGCAGAGGCUGUGCACCAAUGUCAGAAAGCUGGUGUCUUUGUGCGAAUGGUUACUGGUGACAACCUCAUGACAGCUAAGGCUAUCGCACAGGAGUGUGGAAUUUUCACCGCGGGAGGUAUCGCUAUCGAAGGUCCCAAGUUCCGCCAGCUCAGCACUCGUCAAAUGAACCAGAUCAUUCCCCGUCUGCAGGUCGUUGCCCGGUCCAGUCCCGAUGACAAAAAGAUUUUGGUUUCCCGGCUCAAGGCUCUUGGUGAGACUGUUGCUGUUACGGGUGAUGGUACCAAUGAUGCCCAGGCGUUGAAGACGGCUGAUGUUGGUUUCUCGAUGGGUAUCACCGGAACGGAAGUGGCCAAGGAGGCAUCUGAUAUUAUUCUGAUGGACGACAACUUCGCUUCAAUCGUCAAGGCCAUGUCUUGGGGUCGUACUGUCAACGAUGCCGUGAAGAAGUUCUUGCAGUUCCAACUUACGGUCAACAUCACUGCGGUCCUUCUCACAUUUAUCUCUGCAGUCGCUAAUAAUAGAGAGGAAUCUGUUCUUACAGCCGUGCAGCUGUUGUGGGUUAACCUGAUUAUGGAUACAUUCGCUGCUCUUGCAUUGGCAACCGAUCCCCCGUCUCCCCAUCUGCUCAACCGCAGGCCCGAACCGAAGUCCGCGCCCCUCAUCAGUCUAUCAAUGUGGAAGAUGAUGAUUGGACAAAGUAUCUAUCAACUGGUUGUCACGCUUGUUUUGAACUUUGCUGGAAUGUCAAUCUUUGACUACACGACCGAGCACGAAGCGGACCAGCUCGAAACCGUGGUGUUCAAUACUUUUGUCUGGAUGCAAAUUUUCAACCAGUGGAACUCUCGUCGCAUUGAUAACGGUCUCAACAUCUUUGAUGGCAUUUUCCGCAACAGGUGGUUUAUGGCUAUUCAGUUCAUUAUCGUCGGUGGUCAGGUUUUGAUCAUCUUCGUUGGUGGACAAGCCUUUUCGGUCGAGCGUCUCAGUGGCUCACAGUGGGGUGUCUCGCUUGUUCUGGGUGUGAUAUCUCUGCCGGUUGCCAUCAUUAUCAGGUUAAUCCCGGAUGAGUUCGUUGCCAGACUGAUUCCGACAUUCUGGCGUCGGAAGAAGGGCCCCGAGCUCAUGAUCUCCGAUACAGAAGACCAGAGGCGAUUCCAGUGGAAUCCAGCCUUGGAGGAAAUCCGCGACCAGCUGAAGUUCAUCAAGACACUCCGCGGAGGUCGCUUACAUCAUCUGAAGCAUAAGCUCCAACACCCACAAGAACUCCUCCCUCGCUCCCGCAGCGGCUCACGAUCUCGCGAAGACUCACCCCCUUCGACCCCCACUGGCGAAAACAGUAACGGCUCACUGUCUCCCCAACCACCGCCUAGCCCCGAUUCCCGCUCUCGCCGCCGAACCCGCUCCCGCUCCAGUUCUGCCUUUGGCCCAGCCGCUGCCAUGGCUGGUGUUGUUGCAGGUAGUAUUGCGGGUUGGUCACCUAUCGAGCGUCCACAUGAGGAAACAGAGGCCAUCAAGUUUACCAACGAUGCGCCGCAUCGCGGACUGGACCGGCAGCAGGGCAUUGAGAUUCAUCCCGAGACUGCGGCGGAUGACCAGGUCGUGGGGGAAUACAACGCUACAUCGACUACGCCACCUAGUCAAAAUCCAGACUUGAUCCCAUUCUUUGAACAUGCACCACCUACACGUGCACCGUCCAGUCGGAGUAACAGGUCGAGGUCGAGAUCUAGUCAAGGCUAG
This is a messenger RNA of Aspergillus ruber CBS 135680, 4323 nucleotides long. It is a transcript of the gene pmcA, whose product is annotated as putative P-type calcium ATPase. Lineage: Eukaryota; Fungi; Ascomycota; Eurotiomycetes; Eurotiales; Aspergillaceae. Gene Ontology annotation, cellular component: membrane; intracellular membrane-bounded organelle. The record is from RefSeq and is a predicted model, not a curated record. Gene Ontology annotation, molecular function: ATP hydrolysis activity; P-type calcium transporter activity; ATP binding. The coding region runs from base 1 to 4323 and encodes 1440 amino acids. The transcript is spliced from 2 exons. Gene Ontology annotation, biological process: intracellular calcium ion homeostasis; calcium ion transmembrane transport.